AUGGAAGGGGAGAAGGUCUGGAGCUGGGCCCUGAGGAUCAAGUUGAGGAGGGCAGGGGAAGCACAAGCAGGAGCAGUUAUGGUCCCAGAGGGAGCUUCCCAGGAGAUGGAGAUGCUGGAUACUAAUGCCUCAAAGGAACAGAGCUUCUGCAAGUUCUCGGAGGACUACAAGCAAAUCUACCUCUCCCUGACCUACAGUAUCAUCCUCGUGCUAGGGCUGCCCCUGAAUGUCAUGGUCUUGUGGCUCUCCUGGCGUCAAAGCAAGCGCUGGAGCUGUGCCACCAUCUAUCUGGUGAACCUGAUGGUAGCUGACCUGCUUUAUGUGCUGACGCUACCCUUUCUCAUCAUCACCUACUCCCUGGGUGACAGGUGGCCCUUCGGGGAGCUGCUGUGCAGGCUGGUGCGCUUCCUGUUCUACACCAACCUCUAUGGCAGCAUCCUGCUACUGACCUGCAUCUCUGUGCACCGCUUCCUGGGCGUGUGCCACCCCCUGCGUUCACUGCCCUACCGGACCCGCUGGCAUGCCUUCCUGGGCACUGCCACCACCUGGGCCCUGGUGGUCGUCCAGCUACUGCCCACACUGUUCUUCUCCCAAACAGACUACAUCGACGGCCAGAUGGUCUGCUACGACAUGACAAGCCCUGAAAAUUUUGAUCGGUUUUUCACCUACGGCAUGGUUCUAACGUUGUCUGGCUUUCUUUCCUUCUUUGGUCAUCUUGGUGUGCUACUCGCUGAUGGUGAAGAGACUGAUCAAGCCAGGAGAGACCCUCAUGAGGACAGGCAAUGCAGCCCGGACCAAGUCCAUCCGGACCAUCUUGCUGGUGUGCGGCCUCUUCACCGUCUGCUUUGUGCCCUUCCACAUCACACGCUCCCUCUACCUCACACUCCGCUACCUAUCUUCAGAGGACUGCCAGCUCUUGAUGGUGGCCAGCUUGGCCUAUAAGCUAUGGAGACCACUGGUGAGCAUGAGCAGCUGCCUCAACCCAAUCCUGUACUUUCUAUCAGGGGGAACAAUGGAGUCAGGCUCUUUCAGGAACUCAGGCAUAACAAGGUGGGUGAGCACCCAGCUGGACCAAGGGAGAGAGACCCAGGGGUGGGCAGAUCUGGGUACUGA
Puma concolor (puma) is the source of this 1113-nucleotide messenger RNA. NCBI's taxonomy places the organism in Eukaryota, Metazoa, Chordata, Mammalia, Carnivora, Felidae. The record is from RefSeq and is a predicted model, not a curated record.